CCCAACUCAUGUCGAAGCAACAGCCUGGCUGAACGGAUCCCUGCUCUCGCGGAAGCUGCUACUGCACUACGGAGCUGUGCCACUGCUGCGUCGUCAUUCCCGCUUAAGCUCAACUACACCCGUAAUCACCACGGCCAAUAAGACGCUGCGCAUGACAGAAUUCCUGUGAAUCUCGACACUCGCAUUGUCCGAAUUACCAGUGAUAGCCCAACCAAGGCAGUAGCAGCAGCACAAACACCAUGUCAUCGACCCCCGCGCCGCCUGACGACCAGGCCCGCCUCCUCGAGGAUGCGCUCAUUGCCGUGCGCCAGCAGACCGCCUUGAUGCGCAAAUGCCUGGACACGCCCGGGAAACUGAUGGACGCUCUGAAAUGCUGCUCCACGCUUGUCUCUGAGCUCCGGACGAGCAGUCUCGGCCCGAAACAGUACUACGAGCUAUAUAUGGCUGUCUUCGACGCACUCCGCUACCUCUCGGUUCAUUUGCGCGAGAACCACCCCGUCAAUCACCUGGCCGACCUAUACGAGCUUGUACAGUAUGCGGGCAACAUUAUCCCCCGCCUGUAUCUCAUGAUCACCGUCGGCACCGCUUACAUGUCCAUCGAGGGCGCGCCGGUCAAGGAACUGAUGAAGGACAUGAUGGACAUGAGCCGUGGCGUCCAACAUCCAGUUCGUGGCCUCUUCUUGCGAUAUUAUCUAUCUGGCCAGGCGAGAGACUACCUCCCGACCGGAGACUCCGACGGGCCAGAAGGCAACCUUCAAGACUCGAUCAAUUUUAUCCUCACAAAUUUCGUUGAGAUGAACAAGCUGUGGGUCCGACUGCAGCACCAGGGGCACUCAAGGGAACGCGACCAGAGAACACAAGAGAGGAAAGAACUUCAGUUGCUGGUGGGGAGCAACAUUGUGCGCCUGAGCCAGCUGGUGGACCUGCAGACAUACAAGGAUGGCAUUCUCGGGCCAUUGUUGGAGCAGGUCGUGCAAUGCCGCGAUGUACUCGCCCAGGAGUACCUGCUCGAGGUCAUCACCCAGGUUUUUCCAGACGAAUUCCAUCUCCACACUCUGGACCAGUUCUUGGGCGCUGUUUCAAGGCUAAAUCCCCACGUUAACGUCAAGGCCAUUGUCAUCGGCCUCAUGGACCGCCUGUCCGACUAUGCCGAGCGCGAGUCCCAGAACGAAUCGGAGGAGGACAGGGGCAAAAUGGAAGAGGAGGCCCUGGCGAAACUACUUGAGAGGGUUAAUCUGCGUGCGGCAAGCGCUACCCGAGACUCUACUGCUCCUCCAGACGAGUCCAACGCGUCCGGGAACGGGCACGGUCCCGAUAACGACGCCAAUCCAGCCACGGAAACUGCUAACAAGGAGGACGACCCGGCAUCAUUAAUAGUAGGAACCGAGGCGGCGGCAGCCAACGGAGACGAAUCGCAACCAGCGAGGAAGCGCAGGGGAAUUCCGGAGGAUGUGCCACUGUACGAGAUCUUCUUUGGGCAGGUUCAAAAUUUGGUGCUGGCCCAGCAUCUUCCGAUCCAAGACACCAUUGCCUUGUGUGUCUCGCUCUCAAAUCUUGCUCUCAACAUCUACCCGGAGAGGCUGGACUACGUGGAUCAGAUUCUCGACUACGCCCACAGCAAGGUCAGGGAACACGCCAACAGCGCAGAUUUGCACUCGCAACCGGCUCAACAGAACCUUCUGGCGCUGCUGCAGAGCCCCCUUCGGCGCUAUGUGUCGAUAUUCACGGCUUUGUCGCUCCCGACUUACGUCACUCUGUUCCAGUCACAAACAUACCCCACACGGCGAGCCGUCGCGGGGGAGGUUGCCAGGACGUUGCUCAAAAACCAGACGCUUAUCUCCACGCCGGCGCACCUGGAGAAUGUCCUCGAGGUGCUCAAAGUGCUCAUCAAAGAAGGGUCGCAGCCGCCAGCAGGCUAUCCCGGUGUCGUCCAACCCCGAGCUCGUGUCUUGGAGACCGACGAGACGAUGGAGGAGCAGGGUUGGCUGGCUCGCCUCGUGCACUUAAUCCACUCAGACAACAACGAUACCCAAUUUCGCCUGUUACAAAUGACGAGGAAGGCGUAUGCUGAAGGCAACGAGCGCAUCCGCACCACAACACCACCACUUAUUACCGCUGGCCUCAAACUCGCCCGGCGCUUCAAGGCCCGCGAGCACUACGACGAUAACUGGUCAUCGCAGUCGUCCGCCCUCCUAAAAUUCCUUCACUCUGCCAUUUCCACCCUGUACACGCGCGUCAACGGCUCCGGUGCUGCGGAGCUCUCUCUCCGCCUGUUCUGCUCGUGCGGGCAGGUCGCCGACGCGACGGGCUUCGAGGAGGUCGCGUACGAGUUCUUCGCCCAGGCGUUCACGGUCUACGAAGAGGCUGUCAGCGAUUCCAAGGCGCAGUUCCAAGCCGUCUGCGUCAUCGCCAGCGCCCUGCACCGGACGCGGAACUUUAGCAAGGAGAACUAUGAUACCCUCAUCACCAAGUGCGCCCAGCACGCGAGUAAGCUGCUCCGCAAACCGGACCAGUGCAGGGCCGUGUACCUGGCCAGUCACUUGUGGUGGGCGACGCCUAUCGUGUCGAACGGGGAGACGGAGGAGACGGAGCUCUACCGCGAUGGCAAGCGCGUGCUCGAAUGCCUCCAGCGGGCCCUGCGCGUGGCAGACUCGUGCAUGGAGACGGCCACGUCCAUCGAGCUCUUUGUCGAGAUCCUCGACAGAUAUGUUUAUUACUUUGACCAAAAGAACGAAUCGGUCACGACCAAAUACCUCAACGGCCUCAUCGAGCUCAUCCACUCCAACCUGGCCGGCAACCAGCAGGACUCUGCGUCGGUCGAGGGCAGUAGGAAGCACUUUAUGCAGACGCUUGACAUGAUUCGGAGCAAGGAAUACGAGGGUGUUGUGCUGACGCCGAAGUGAGCCAGGGGAGUGCGGGUGAGGGGCGAGAGCCUGGAACUGAGCGCUACACUCGAGGGUGAUCAUGAUGAUAUCCGACACGGAGGGCUCAUUACAAUCAGUGAUUGAGGAUUAGCCGGGACCAGAGGGGAGCAGCCCCGUGAUUACCCAACGACCAGAGCAUUAUGCAAACAUGGAGUUUCCUACAUAUACAUUUAUUGUAUAUAUGUACAUAACUAUACCUUUCCCUACGCCCAGCGCUCUGCUAGGGCGUGGUGCGUGCAGCCUUCAAUGUGGAUUCCUUGCAUCUU
Molecule: messenger RNA, 3190 nt
Organism: Parathielavia appendiculata
Lineage: Eukaryota; Fungi; Ascomycota; Sordariomycetes; Sordariales; Chaetomiaceae
Product: vacuolar protein sorting-associated protein 35
Exons: 4
Coding region: 240-2903 (887 amino acids)
Biological process (GO): retrograde transport, endosome to Golgi; intracellular protein transport
Cellular component (GO): retromer, cargo-selective complex; retromer complex; late endosome
Source: RefSeq, a predicted model, not a curated record